AUGGCGUCGUCGAAGCUCUGUGCCUCCCGUACGGAGCUUAAAGUGCUGGGGCCGAGGCCGGCGACUCUUACCGGUCGUGCGGUCCGCAGCUCCCGCGUGCAGAUCAUCCGACGGCGUUCGUCCACAGUUCUCUGCUCUGUCGCCCCCAAGUAUUGCUAUUCCUUUAAUCUUAUCCAUGUAUUUAUCAUUUGAGCCUUCUUCAGAGUGUCUCACGUACUCCGAUCAAUGGCAGCCAAGUGGAAUCGCCGGCCGCUCAGACCUUUGUAGCUGAUGUGCCGAAGAAGACUGAAUGCUUCGGUGUUUUCUGCACGACUUACGACCUCAAAGCGGUAGACGUGUUUUCUUGGACCUUAUUUCUGUUGAACUGUGAGAUUGCUGCGGUAUGGAUGGGGGUGGGAGGGAAGGAGAAUCGUGACCGGUGCACUGAAAAAACAAGGAGCCGAAAAUAUCCUUUCUUCACAUCAUAAGUGUCCGGUUCUCAAAAUCUGCACAGGAUUACGGUGGCAGAAACAGCGACCAUCACCGGUUAAAUUCUCUGGACCAUACAUAAUGUGCUUCCAUGAAUCGAAACAAAUCCUUGGUUUUGUUUGGUAAGAGGCAUAACCAUAGGUAGCCUGUGCAUAGCUCAGGACACACCAAAGUCCUUGGGAUUCAAGUGAUUCUAAAAUUAUUUUUUUCCAGGUUUAUUAUCAUGAAUUCAUGCUUAAGGUUUCUAUUGCUUCAAUUCAAGGUCCACUUCCUAAUGACCCCCCCCCAAAAGAAUUUGAAUAUCAAAUUGCGGGGACUAGAAAAUUAAUCUAUCUCUUUGAACAUGAAUAAGCUUAUAGAUCUUAGAUGAAAAAUCAUUUAUGUUAUGAAGUACAUAUUCUUUUAUCAUGAAAUUUCUUUUUCCUCAUUCAUCGAUUUCUUUUUGUUUUUUGUUGCAUUUUAUAGGAAGAGGAAACCAAAUCAUGGAAAAGCUUAAUCAAUAUUUCAGUGUCAGGAGCUGCUGGAAUGAUAUCCAACCAUCUACUUUUCAAAGUAAUGGGAUUUUUCAUUGAUUUCAUACACGUCAAUUCAUUUUCUAACUAAGAACAGGAAAUGAAAUAUCGUUUCUACCCUUCAUAUAUGUUAUUUUGGAAUAUCUUAUCUUUCUCUGAAUAUGUGAAGUACUUGAUUUAUGGAGUUUGCGGUUCCAGGAACGUAUUCCCAGUUAGUUCUUUCCUACUUGUUUCCUGGAAUUUUUCCUUCAACAAUUUUUCUUUUAACAAAGAUACAGAAGCCCCACACGCCUGGUAACAAUGGACAUUUUGUGUCCAACUGGAAUUGGGCUCUAUGACUUAUCAAUUGACGGGAAUUGAUAUUUUUAAGAUACAUGUGGAUUGAAGUGCGAUAAUCUAGGCAUUAUAAGUGAAUAUCUGAUAUUUUCAUUCGUCAUAAACAUGUUUUAUUUAUACACAAUCAUAGUAUUUUGGUAAGCAUAUGCCAUAAAAAGUUGCUUUUCAUAGUGAUGCUUUGAGGGUUAUGGUAGUAAUAAUAUGACAUCAUGUACUUGACUGCCAGCUUGGUUGGAUGGCCAGCUGGUCGGGGGCAAAUGACAACACUUUGGUGAUGCCAUUGUAAUAAUAUGACGCUGGUUUUGUGGAACUCAUGCGUGCAGCAAGUAGCAAACAAAAUUUGCAGUUCAUCAGUAAAUGUCAUCUGUGAGAGAAAGAACGUCUUAACGUAGUUAUUUCACAAAAUUACAUCGUCAAAUGUUUGCUUUAUUGUAAAAUAUUGAAAAUAGAUCGAGAUCUCAGCUCCAAAAACUGUUGUAAUGAAAAAUGAAUUAGUACGCAGAUAUUAAACAGGGAAAAAAAUAUAAUUAAGAAUAAAAAAUAUUAUGAAUGAGACAGAUUUCUUUUCUUCGGCUCACUGCAGUGAUAUCAUAAUUGGGGUUUUAUCUGUGAAUUCACUUCCCUUAUCUUUAUUGUAUAUAGUCAUAAUAAUUCACCAUUAGUAAAUAGCAUAUAGCAUGUGUAUAACCACAUGCGCUGCACAAUCUUCAGGACAAAUUUCAAUGAAGGUUUAUCAUGCAAUUUUCGUAUUUCAGCUUGCAUCUGGUGAAGUUUUUGGACUAGAUCAACCCAUUGCCUUGAAGCUAUUGGGUUCUGAGAGGUCAAUUCAAGCUCUUGAAGGUAAGAUCUUUUGGUUUUUAUUCUAGGUUAGCUGGCGCCAUUUCACUUUAAAACCCGAUACUCAUAUUAUUGGACAUUCGUUUAAUUUUUUAAGCAAAAGUGCUAAAAACUUGCACUACGAUGGGCUCGCUAAAAAGAAAACUUAAUCAGUAGAUCCUCUGGUAGAUAUAGGCAAAGUAUUUGAGCGGACAGAUGAUAGACAAAGCUAGAAAUAUCAAAUUGCUAUAAAUAAUAGGACUUUUCUCCAAUAAAACGUCUACUUACUCAUCUUCAAGGUGAAUCAUCUCACGCAUGUACAGCCGAUCGAGUCUGGAUUGGAAUAUUUUUUAGAUCGUCUAUAUUGGGUGUAUUUUUUUGGCAAUCUACAUUAUUUUUCAUGAAUAGUUGUCCUAUAGACCUAAAAAUAAAUCAAUAUAUGAAUUGUGUCUGCACUUAUCUGAUUUGGCUCUUAUCUUGCGAGUUUCUUAUGAUAUGGAAAACUAAAAUUUAGUUCAUUAUACCCUCUAAAAUGAACCGAUCCUCAGUUUUAAUUACUUAUAGUCAUGGUUGUAAACUUUCGAGAGAAAAAUAAGAUUGGGUUCAUCAUUGAAUUAGUAUUUUUAACAUGUAGACCAACAUUGGACCACAAUAUGAGCGAGUACUGGAUUUAUCUGCAUCUUUUGAUUUCAAGCCCGAAAAUUUUAUCUGCUUAUUACUCUCUCUGGAAUGUUGGCUUUGAUAUACUCAGGGGUAGCCAUGGAGCUGGAAGAUUCUCUAUAUCCUUUAUUGAGGGAAGUAAGCAUAGGAAUCGAUCCCUAUGAGGUGUUUCAGGAUGCAGAAUGGGCGCUUCUGAUUGGAGCUAAACCUCGAGGACCUGGUAUGGAGCGUGCUGGUCUAUUAGAUAUCAAUGGGCAGAUUUUUGCUGAACAGGUGAACAUUCUCAGUCAUGAUACGUCACAGGUUAACUAUUUAUCUCCUUCAUAUAGUUUUUAUCAUUUUUGUAAAAUAAGAUUUGAUGGUAAAUGAUCUCAAGGGUAAAGCACUGAAUGCUGUCGCAUCACGCAAUGUUAAAGUGAUUGUGGUGGGAAAUCCCUGCAACACGAAGUGAGGACCAGUUCUCAGAUGUGCCGCCUUAUAUGUGCGUUUGAGUGUCUUCUAUCAUGUCUGACACCAAACGUCUUCCUUUUUUUUUUCCCUUUCUAGUGCGCUAAUUUGCCUGAAGAAUGCACCAAACAUACCCCCGAAAAACUUCCAUGCAUUGACAAGGCUGGACGAAAAUAGGGCGAAAUGUCAGGUAACAUCUCAUUUCUAAGCGUUCAGGGGCACCUAUUCAGGUUCUAUAACUUAUUUAUAUCCAACUCCUUGGCUAUCUUCUCUCUUGCAGCUAGCCCUGAAGGCGGGCGUGUUCUAUGACAAGGUUUCAAAUAUGACUAUAUGGGGAAACCAUUCAACAACCCAGGUAAUUUAGUUAUUUUUUUAUUUUUUUAAAAGCCAUUUUGAUGGACCCACUAGCAGGAUGUCCCCAGUUGCAUUCUAUUAUUAUUCACGGGUUGGACAGAUCUUCUUUUGUUUCAACAUCCCAGGAAAGUUAAUAUCUAAAUAGGGAUAAUUUUAUAAUCCCACCGCUAUUAGCAUUACUUUUUCCGGUUCAAGUUAGUAGCAGGAUGCCACCAUCUGUCUCCUAUAAUGGCGUGGGGUUGACGAAUGGGUUUAGAGUGACCAGCCAAUUCUUGGGUUUUGAGUAGAACUUUUAUUUCAACAGGUUCCUGAUUUCCUAAACGCAAGGAUCGAUGGCCGACCUGUGAAGGAGGUCAUCACUGACUCCAAAUGGUUGGAGGAGGAGUUCACCGAGAGGGUCCAGAAGGUAACGACUGGAGAGAGAACCAGCCUAAGGAAGAUUCAAGAACUGCUAAUCUCAAUCUAUCACCCUUUGAUGGAAUUUUCUAAUAUCGAUGAAAUUCAGCGCGGCGGAGUCCUGAUCCAAAAGUGGGGGAGGUCGUCGGCCGCCUCCACCGCUGUCUCCAUCGUCGACGCGAUGAGGUCCCUCGUCACUCCCACUCCAGAGGGUGACUGGUUCUCCUCGGGGGUAUGCUACAGAGAACCCGGCAUCACGGAUCUUUCCUACCAUUCCAUCAUCAUCAUCAAGCUCUGAGGUUUAGCUGAGAGGUUGUCGCAUCUGCAGGUUUAUACCAAUGGGAACCCGUACGGCAUCGCCGAGGACAUCGUGUUCAGCAUGCCGUGCCGAUCACGGGUCAGUGAGAGUCUUAAAAAACUGCCCAUUUUGUUUGUUCUUCUGAUUUCCUCUCAAGAUCCCUCCCCUCUCUCUUCUCAGGGAGACGGCGACUAUGAGCUGGCCAAGGACGUCCUGAUCGACGAUUUCCUGAGAGCGCGCCUGAAGAAGGUAUCCUCCGGCACGUUUUGAUCGGUUAACACCCAUCAGCGUUGACCGGCCACUAAAAUCUCGCCAUUUUUCUCGGCAGACCGAGGCGGAGCUGCUCGCUGAGAAGAGAUGCGUGGCUCACCUCACUGGGGAGGUGAGAAACUCCUGGCUCCCAGUUCUCUUCCAUCAUCUGACACCUGACUAACAAUGAUGGGCCCUUCCUCCUCCUCCUUCCCCCCAGGGCAACGCCUUCUGUGAUCUCCCCGAGGACACAAUGCUCCCUGGGGAGCAGUGA
This is a messenger RNA of Spirodela intermedia, 4810 nucleotides long. The record is from the annotation of a GenBank genome assembly. NCBI's taxonomy places the organism in Eukaryota, Viridiplantae, Streptophyta, Magnoliopsida, Alismatales, Araceae.